CCCAAAGUUUAGAUCAACAGAAACCAUUUGAAUUGAACUAAACCCUCUUCUCUUCUUCUCUCACAAAAAUGCUUCGUUACAUCAUCUUCAAUUCCAACCAUUACAAAACCCUAAACCCCCAAAAAUCUUACCCUCUUUUCCCAUUUCAAUUUUCUCACAAAUUCAAACUCUGCACCACCUCUUCAGAUUCCGUGUCUGAAUCAGAGUCAUUCACUGUCUCCUACCUCAUCAACAACAUCGGUUUCACUCGUGAAAAAGCUCUCAAAGCUUCAAAACGAGUUCGUUUCAAUUCUCCAGAAAAACCCAAUUCAGCUUUCACUUUCUUCAGAAACUUCGGUUUUUCAGACACUGACAUAAAGAAAAUCUGCAUAAAAGAACCAUGGCUUCUUACUUCAGAUACCCACAAUUCAAUUCUUCCAAAGAUUGAAUUUUUCCUAUCCAAAGGUGCUUCAAUGUCUGAAAUCUCUCGGCUUUUAACGGCGAGCCCUAGAAUUUUACAAUUUAGUUUGGAGAAUCGAAUUAUCCCUCAUUUUGAAUUUUAUAAUAGGAUUUUGAAAUCUGAUAAAGCUACAAUUUGUUGCAUGAUUCGACAUUCGAUUCUUUUGGCUUACAAUCUUGUGCCUGUUAAUGUUAAGUUGUUGAUUGAUUAUGGUGUUUGUGAUUCCAGUAUUGUUAAAUUGCUUUUGACAAGACCAACUAUACUUGGUUCAAUUGAUUUGAUCAAGUCUUUGGAGGAAGUUAAGGGUUUAGGGUUUAACCCUUCAACUUCCACUUUUGGGAUAGCUUUGGUUGCAAAGAAAUGUAUGAGUAAAACACGGUGGAAUGAGAAAGUUGUUGCCUUUAAGAAAUGGGGUUGGUCUGAUGAAGAUAUUGUGGAAUCAUUUAGGUUGCAGCCUAAUUUGAUGUUGUCUUCAGUUGAUAAGAUUAAUUUGGUGAUGAGUUUUUGGGUCAAUCAAUUGGGUUGGAAUUCCUUGGCACUUACUAGAAAGCCGCAAAUUUUCGGUUUUAGUUUGCAGAAAAGGAUUAUUCCGAGGGCAUUAGUUGUGCAAUAUCUUCAGAUGAAAGGUUUGAGGAAAAAUUAUGCAAGCUUAGUUACACCGUUUUUUUGGUCUGAGGAACUGUUCUUGCGCAAAUAUGUUUACUGUUUUAAGGAAGAGUCUGAUUAUUUAUUAAAGCUUUAUGAGGAAAACAUGAAUCAUGCAUACACCACGGAGAACAUUGAAAUGUCAUUCAUCAAAUAGGGACAGGGAGUGUGUUCUCAUGGUGUUAGCUCUUUCCAUGUUUGUUCAAUCCAGAACCCCUAGUAGUAUAUACAAACAGUGUAAGCUGGUCUACUCAAUUUCAUGAUUAAUGCUUUAAGCUUAUGGUUAAGUACUUAGGGUAGGUACUUUUCCCUUAGUUCUCUACACAUUGUCUUUUUAAGUGACUUUUAAUUUUUACGGCAGUUUCUAUUACUCACACAAUGGCAUUACCUAGUUUUGCAGCCUUUUUGAAUUUUGACUAGCCAUGAUUCAUCGUGUUCUUCUGUUUUCUAUUCUGAUGAUUAUUUAUCUACUCCUUAAAUAUUUAUGAACACACCUGGUAUUUCAGUCCAGAGAAAAGAUUAUUGCUGCCUUUAUGUAGGAAAGGACUGUGGACUAAGGUGCUGGUUUGAUUGAUUUUAUGCACAAAUAGUAUUGGCAUCAUUUCCUUUCGCACUCCAACUAUUAUUAGUUCAUUGAAAUGAUUGGAUGAAGGAUGCCAUUGAGAGGACUUUUGUGGAUGUUACGACUUAAAUAAACUCGGAUGUUGUGCUUUCCGGUGUCCCCUCUAUUUGCAAGAAUUAUAUUCGGCAUAACUAACCUUUCUAUGAGACUAAUUUUUGUUAAAAGGAACAACAAAGACAAAUGGAUUGGGAGUUGGUUGAAUUUCUUUCUCAACACUUCAUUUCUUAGAUAAGGAGUAUUGAGGCUUGAUCAAAUUUCUUCGGGAAAUAAUUCGUUAACCACUAAAUAAAUAAUUGGAAGAGUGUCGUGUAAAGAUUGAACAAAGACAAAUUUCUUCUUGAAAGUGAUCCUAGAAGGCCAUAACAAAUUGAAGCAAAUGUUGUUCUAUACAAUCAAUAUGCAGUUUGAUGGCUUGCAAUUCUGCAGAUUAGGUGAGAGCAACUGAUCCCAAAGAUUGAACAUAGCAGAGAAUAAGGCUUAUGGAUUCUCAUGUUUUUCUGAAGAGUCUGAAUGUUAAUCUGCUAUACAAUAUCAGAAUGGGCAUAUAACCUUUUUGGGUCAUCUCAAACCUGCUUACUUUACAAGUUGAAUGCAUAUUAUUAUGAAAAUAGAUCUAUUCAUCUCUCUCCCCCCCCCCCCCCCCCCCCCCCCGAUUGUUACUUUUACUCUGACCCAUUGGAUGAAGAGUAGCAGGUAUGUCAGAACAGAAAGGGCAGUAGAGGAUCCAAUUUCGAAACGUAUCCCCACAUCUCUACCAUUUUCCAUGGAUAAGAAGGGGUAACAUGUUUGCUUCAAAGCUGGAGUGGAAUCCUGCUGCAAAGGAGGUCACUGACUCUCACCAUUGAAACUCCAGCCAUAACAGAACUUCAACAAUGACUUCAAGGAGGCCUCACUGGACAAGAGAAAAAAAUUUCAGCUUAUGAGAUUGUUUUGUUGGCUUCAAAGAAGGGAAUCAUCAAAAUUGAGCUUCAAAUUAGUUUAGAAGUUGUGCUUCAAAAUAGGAGUGGAGACAAAAAUGACAAACUUAGCAUGACAAUAAAAAAGGUAGUUUGAUUAUUUUGAAAUGUCAUUGGAUAUGUUAGGAGUGUAAUUAGAAGGAAAAAAAACUUGCAUUAUUCUAUUUAAAAAUAAAGUUUAAAUAUGUAACCAAAAAAAGUUUAAAUAUGCUCUUGGUGCCUAUAAAUAUACUAUACUCUCUUUA
Molecule: messenger RNA, 2907 nt
Organism: Trifolium pratense (red clover)
Lineage: Eukaryota; Viridiplantae; Streptophyta; Magnoliopsida; Fabales; Fabaceae
Product: transcription termination factor MTERF15, mitochondrial-like
Exons: 2
Coding region: 69-1241 (390 amino acids)
Biological process (GO): regulation of DNA-templated transcription; chloroplast organization
Cellular component (GO): chloroplast
Molecular function (GO): double-stranded DNA binding
Source: RefSeq, a predicted model, not a curated record